CUUUACCAACCAGAAGAGAAGUGAGAUUUAAAGAAUUUGCCGUUCAUCAUGGCAUCUGCUCCCAUUGUAUUAGAUAAUGGUACUGGAUUUGUCAAGGUCGGGUACGCUAAAGACAAUUUUCCGCGUCACCAAUUUCCAUCAAUUGUAGGUAGACCAAUUUUACGUGCAGAAGAAAAAACAGGCGAUAUUCAAAUCAAAGAUGUUAUGGUUGGUGAUGAGGCAGAGGCGGUGAGAUCACUGCUGCAAGUCAAGUAUCCCAUGGAAAAUGGUAUUAUCCGUAAUUUUGAAGAGAUGAAUAAUUUGUGGGACUAUACAUUCUAUGAUAAAUUAAAAAUUGAUACGAAUGGGCAAAAAAUCUUGCUUACAGAACCUCCGAUGAAUCCCGUCGCAAAUCGUGAAAAAAUGUGCGAAACCAUGUUUGAGCGAUACGGUUUUGGCGGUGUAUAUGUGGCCAUUCAAGCAGUCUUAUCUCUUUAUGCUCAGGGACUAAGUAGUGGUGUGGUCGUUGAUUCCGGUGAUGGUGUUACACAUAUUGUUCCUGUUUACGAAAGUGUCGUCUUGAAUCACCUUGUUGGUCGUCUGGACGUUGCAGGAAGAGAUGCUACUCGCUAUCUCAUCAAUUUGCUUUUGCGAAAGGGAUAUGCAUUUAACCGGACCGCUGAUUUUGAAACGGUACGUGAAAUGAAAGAAAAACUCUGUUAUGUCAGUUACGAUCUCGAGCUUGAUCACAAGCUUAGUGAAGAAACCACUGUUUUGAUGCGUAACUAUACCUUGCCUGACGGACGCAUUAUUAAAGUGGGCUCGGAACGUUUUGAAUGCCCUGAAUGUUUGUUCCAGCCUCAUCUUGUUGGUAGUGAACAACCCGGCUUAAGUGAGUUUAUUUUUAAUACAAUUCAGGCUGCAGACGUCGAUGUCCGUAAGUAUUUGUAUCGUGCUAUUGUUCUUUCUGGUGGUAGCAGUAUGUAUGCUGGCUUGCCUUCUCGCCUGGAGAAGGAGAUCAAGCAGUUGUGGUUUGAUCGUGUGCUUCAUGGCGAUCCAUCUCGUUUACCUAACUUCAAGGUUAAAAUUGAAGAUGCUCCUCGUCGUCGCCAUGCAGUAUUUAUCGGUGGUGCCGUCCUUGCCGAUAUUAUGGCCCAGAAUGAUCAUAUGUGGGUUUCAAAACAAGAGUGGGAAGAGUAUGGUGUUCGUGCUCUUGAUAAGCUGGGACCCCGUACUACCUAAACGUGGCUUUUUUACGAUCUAUUCUUUUUGCUUUUUUCCCUUCAGGAAGAAACUAUGUGUCCAAAAUGUUUUACCUUUCUUUUACGAAUGAUGUAUAGUUGCAUCUGUCUUUUGCUUUAAGGUUGAUAAAAUCUUAUCAUUCUAUUUUCUGUGUAAUUUUUCAUCGAUCUGACACUACCGUUUCCUUAGUUUCGAAUAUCAAGGCAUACAUAGAUUUAAUGACUAGAUAACUAUUAUGAUUACAAUCUUUACAAAUUGAAUGCCGUGAUAUUAAUGCUGUCGUAAAUGUUUUCUGAAUAGAAAUUCAACGCACUCUUACAAAGAUUAAGCUUUCAUUCAA
Molecule: messenger RNA, 1561 nt
Organism: Schizosaccharomyces cryophilus OY26
Lineage: Eukaryota; Fungi; Ascomycota; Schizosaccharomycetes; Schizosaccharomycetales; Schizosaccharomycetaceae
Product: ARP2/3 actin-organizing complex subunit Arp2
Exons: 2
Coding region: 49-1221 (390 amino acids)
Biological process (GO): Arp2/3 complex-mediated actin nucleation
Cellular component (GO): actin cortical patch; Arp2/3 protein complex
Molecular function (GO): actin filament binding
Source: RefSeq, a predicted model, not a curated record